This is a messenger RNA of Eimeria tenella, 2244 nucleotides long. RefSeq names its product CRN (Crooked neck) protein, related. Gene Ontology annotation, cellular component: Prp19 complex; post-mRNA release spliceosomal complex; precatalytic spliceosome. The transcript has 11 exons. The coding region runs from base 1 to 2244 and encodes 747 amino acids. Lineage: Eukaryota; Apicomplexa; Conoidasida; Eucoccidiorida; Eimeriidae. Gene Ontology annotation, molecular function: protein binding. Gene Ontology annotation, biological process: spliceosomal complex assembly; mRNA splicing, via spliceosome. The record is from RefSeq and is a predicted model, not a curated record.
AUGCUGCUGCCCCGCCUGCUGGGCCCGCCGGCCCGCGCCUCCUGCGGUGUACGUACACCUCAGCAGUGCGCAAGCCACCAGCAGCAGCAGCAGCAGGGACGGCCGCUGCAGCAGCUGCAGCAGCAGCAGCAGCAGCGGCUGCAGCAGCAUCAGCGGCAGCAGCAGCAGCAGCUGGUGCAGCAGCAGCAGCUGGUGCAGCAGCAGCAGCUGGUGCAGCAGCAGCAGCUGGUGCAGCAGCAGCAGCUGCUGCCCCCGGGGGGGGGGCCGCAGUGUACGUACACCGCGGGCCCUACAAGACAGGUGUGCAGCCAAGCACGGGUCUGCUGCUCGCAGCUGCCGCGGCUGCAGCGGGUUUACAGAAUGGGCCCCGAAGAGCUGCUGCAGUGCAUGCAGCACUGCAGCAGCAAACAGCUGCUGCUGCGGCGGCUGUGGGAAGGGUUUAUGUACCGGUGGUGCGUGCUGCGGGGCGCGGUGUCUGUACACCAGCUGGUGCAGGUGGUGCGGCUGUUUGCUGCAGCACGAAAAAGAGAAUUCAGUUUUAUUAAUUUCAUUCUGGAAGGAAUUCGCAUGCAGCUGCAGCAGCUGAGUCUUAGCGACGCAGUGCUGCUGCUUGCUGCGCUGCAGCGGCUGCAGCUCCGGGACCCCCUGCUGCUGCAGUCCCUGCUGCCGCUUUGCUGCUGCCGCAUAGCAGCAACAACAACCCCACCGCUCUUGGCGCUGCUCGCGCACACUGCAGCAAAGGACGCCUCCGCGCCGCUGCUGCUGCAGCAGCAGCUGCUGCAGCAGAUCUACGUCUCCCUGGCCCCCCGGCUGCAGCAGCAGCAGCAGCAGCAAACUCUCGCGCUGCUGCUUGCUGCCUACGCGCGCUUUGCAUGCGCCAAGGCGGGUGGAGGGCCUUUUCUCAACUUUGCUGCUGCGCCCUUGAGGUGUACAGACAGCUCAGCAGCGGGAAUUGAACUGCUGCCAGAAGAUAUGCUGAAUGAACAAUUCUAUUUGAAGUUUGCCGCUUUUGAAGAACGGCAGCACGAGAGGGAAAGGGCAAAAGCAAUCUAUGAGGCGGCGCUGCAGAGAGUGCCCCGAGGGCAGGCUGAUGAACUCUAUUCGAAAUAUGUGGCAUUUCAGAAACAAUUCGGCGACAAGGAGGGGCUGGAGGAGACGGUGCUGUCGAAGCGGCGUUUCGUCUACGAAGAGGCCCUGCACGAAAACCCGUGCAACUACGACGGGUGGAUAGACUAUUUGCGUUUGGAAGAAGCAGCAGGAGAUGUGGAAAGAACUCGAAACGUUUACGAGCGAGCUGUGGCCAACACCCCCCCCGUGCUGCAGAAGCGCUACUGGACGCGGUACAUAUACAUUUGGAUUUCGUAUGCACUCUUCGAAGAGCUGCAGGCCAAAGACAUGGACCGCUGCCGCAGCGUUUACGAAAAAGCUCUCGAAGUUGUUCCCCACAAACUCUUUUCCUUCGCCAAACUCUGGACCCUCUUCGUUGCUUUCGAGAUCCGGCAGCUGAAUCUGGAGCGGGCCCGCAAAAUAUUCGGAGCAGCAAUUGGGAAAUGCGGCAAAGAGAAAAUCUUCCAGGCUUAUGCCCAACUCGAACUUCGCCUCGGCAACAUCGACAGGUGCCGCCAAAUCCACGCCAAGUUCAUCGAGACUUACCCCCUCAACCCCAAGGCGUGGAUCCAAAUGAUAGAACUGGAGGUGCUGGCGGAGGAGACGGAGAGGGCCAGAGCCAUUUGCGAAAUCGCCGUUUCCAUGGAGCAAAUGGAAAUGCCCGAACUGAUAUGGAAGGCGUACAUCGACAUGGAGGUGAACUGGGGGGCCCUCGACAGGGCCCGGGCCCUUUACGAGCGGCUGCUGGACAAGACGCAGCACGUAAAUGCCUUUAAGGGCUAUUCCACCUUCGAGUGGAAGAAGGCGGAAAGCAAAGACAGAGCCAGACAGGUAAUAAACAGAGGGCUGGAAGUCUGCAAGGCAAAUGGGUGGGACGAAGACCGAGCGGCGCUGCUGGAGCACUGGCUGGCGCUGGAGCGGGAGGGGGGAGAGGCUGCAGCUAUCCAGCGGGUGUUUCGGCUGCUUCCGAAGAAAAUAAAAAAAAGAAAAACUCAAAAAAAUGCAAACGGAGUUGAAGAAGUGACAGAAAGUCUCACUUUCGUUUUCCCCGACGACGAGGGGUCUGCAGCGAACUUGAAGAUUCUGCAGGCGGCGAAAAUGUGGAAGAAAAGACAGCUGGCGUCUCAGGCUCAGUAG